AUGCGACAGGCGGUGCAGAGCGUGUGUGCGAUGGGGUGGAUUUUCAGGGGGCGCGGCGGUGGUUGGGGCGGGGUGUAUCGAUCCCCGCGGGGCGCUUGCGCCACGGCGGCGGGCGCGGGCGGCGUCAGUGAGCCUCGCAAGCCGUCUGUGUGCCACACGCGCAGUCCGCAGCCGGCCGCCAGCCAAGCGACUGCCUACGACUCCGUUGCGCGUAUCUUCUGUCGCAACAUUUGA
Arctia plantaginis is the source of this 234-nucleotide messenger RNA. The record is from the annotation of a GenBank genome assembly. NCBI's taxonomy places the organism in Eukaryota, Metazoa, Arthropoda, Insecta, Lepidoptera, Erebidae.